Molecule: messenger RNA, 5599 nt
Organism: Formica exsecta
Lineage: Eukaryota; Metazoa; Arthropoda; Insecta; Hymenoptera; Formicidae
Gene: Pgm1
Product: phosphoglucomutase
Exons: 8
Coding region: 1-1641 (546 amino acids)
Biological process (GO): carbohydrate metabolic process
Cellular component (GO): cytosol
Molecular function (GO): phosphoglucomutase activity; magnesium ion binding
Source: RefSeq, a predicted model, not a curated record
AUGGCGGCGACCGGGCGCCCGUGCCCUUGCGUGUCAUUGACAGACAAAGAACACUACACGGAGAACUUCGUCCAGGCGAUAUUGCAGGCCCUAGGUGAUCAGCUGAUCGGCUGCACUCUCGUCGUCGGCGGUGAUGGACGGUUUUACGGCAAGGAAGCAGUGGCGAAGAUCAUCCGACUCGCCGCGGCAAACGGGGUAGGAAAAUUGAUUGUUGGUCAAAAUGGCAUUCUUUCAACGCCAGCAGUAUCAACUAUAAUAAGAAAGUAUAAGACACAAGGCGGAAUUGUCCUAACCGCGUCGCACAAUCCUGGUGGUCCUGAUGCCGAUUUUGGUAUUAAAUUUAAUUGCGAUAACGGUGGUCCUGCUCCAGACAACAUAACGAAUAAAAUCUACGAGAUUACUAAAACACUCCAAUGUUAUAAAAUUAUUCCUGAUAUUAGCAUAGAUAUUGAUAAAAUACAGAACAUUUCUAUCGAGGUGGAUGGUAGACCAUUCACUAUCGAUAUAAUUGAUUCUGUGAACGAUUAUGUGGAACUUAUGAAAGAAAUUUUUGACUUUGCAAGUAUUAAGAAAUUAUUGCAAGGCAGUGUGGAUAAGCCAGCAUUUAAAGUUCUCAUCAAUUCAAUGAAUGGAGUUACGGGACCGUACGUAAAAAGAAUAUUUAGUAGUGAAUUAGGCGUUGAUGAUACAAGUUUAGUAAAUAUAAAGCCGUUAGAAGAUUUCGGUGGUUUACAUCCCGAUCCAAAUUUAACUUAUGCCAAAGAUUUAGUGAAUGCUAUAAAAGAAGGACCGUAUGACUUUGGUGCCGCUUUCGAUGGAGAUGGAGAUAGAAAUAUGAUUUUGGGCAAGAAAGCUUUUUUUGUUACUCCUUCUGAUUCCUUAGCAGUAUUAGCUGCUAAUCUAAAAUUAAUUCCAUAUUUCCAAAAGACUGGAAUUAAAGGAUAUGCUAGAUCUAUGCCAACGGCUGCAGCCGUCGAUAGAGUCGCCACUAAGAACGGAAUGAAAUUCUUUGAAGUUCCCACUGGAUGGAAAUAUUUCGGAAAUUUGAUGGAUGCCGGGGAUCUGUCGUUAUGUGGAGAAGAAAGCUUUGGUACCGGUUCCAAUCAUAUUCGCGAGAAAGAUGGAAUAUGGGCAUGUCUGGCAUGGCUCAAUGUCAUCGCAGGACUUGGGAAAUCUGUAGAGAAUAUUUUAUUGGAUCACUGGAAAGUUUAUGGAAGAAACUUUUUCACUAGAUAUGAUUAUGAAAAUUGCGACUCUGCGAGUGCGGAUAAAAUGAUGCAGAGCAUUGAAACGGUGAUUCAGAAACCAGAAUUUAUUGGCAGAAAGCUGCAGCACGAAGGUAAAGAAUACGUUGUUAAGCAAGCAGAUAAUUAUUCCUACACGGAUCCUGUUGAUGGUAGCAAAGCUACGAAACAGGGUUCACGGAUAUUAUUCGAGGAUGGUUCUCGCAUUAUAUUCCGCUUAUCCGGAACGGGAAGUUCAGGCGCUACUAUCCGUAUGUAUAUCGAUAGUUAUGAGAAUGAUCCAGCUAUUUUCGAGAAAGACGCACAAUUGGUGUUAAAACCUUUAAUUAAUAUCGCAUUAGAAUUAAGCAAACUUCGUCAAUACACUUGCCGUGAUGCACCGACUGUGAUUACAUAAAACAUUUUGUUUUCGUUUUUUUCAUCACGCGACAUUGUUUCUCAUAUAAAAGCUGUUUAGAGGAAUUUAUAAAAUGGGAAGGUAAGAUUUCACAUCGGUAUAAAUUCAUUUGGGUUGUAGAGAUUUGAUCGAUUUCAUUAUCGUCUGAAUCGCGAAGCAAUAGCAGAAAAUAAUCGUUGCUGGCAUCAAUGAACGAAUUUUCCAUUUUUAUAAAUUGUUACCGGGAGUUUACGAUUCCAUCCACAUAAUAUAUAUUGUGCGUAUUGGACAAAUUAUUCAAUAUGCAUAUCUGUGAGUAGCAACUGAAACGUUUCAAAAUUAUAUAAUAUUAGAUAUUUGCUAUAGAUGUUGUUGUGCUUGAAACUUUAUAUUUCAAGUCAAUCGUGAGAGGAUGCAACUUAAACUUAUUUAGAUCUUACUUAAAUAUUUAUGUGCGCAAGAGGAACAUUGAUAUCGUCCCUUAAGCAUCAAGAGGUGACUCUGUAAUCAUCUUGAAUUCUUUGGUAGGAAUUUGAGUAACAUAACUUAUACGUAUUGCUCAUAUAUUCACAUGAGUUAAUAAACAUUAAUUGCCCUUUUAUUGUAAUUAUAAACUAGAUAUCUGUCUGGUAUAUGUAGAUAUUCUACAUGUGCUAGAAAACUUCUUUGGAAAUAUUUCCUGACAUAAUAUUAUGUUACAAAAUGAAAUUGUUGAUAUGCAAUAAUACUUAUCUAUUUGUUAUGCUACAACAUAUUGAUUAAAAAAAAAUGCAAUUUGCUGUGCCCGAUCUGUACAUAAAAAAUGCAUUCUUCGAAAAAAACUGAGCGCGAAAAACAUUCUGUAUCUAUUAAAAAUCAUGUGAUUGUACGUAGUCCGGCCGUAAUGUGUGCACAUCUUUUACUUUUUAUUAAUAAUUGAUAUUAAAGCCACGAAAAACUUCCAAUAUAUUAUAUUCCGCAGCCAUAAUUAUAUAUCACAAUAAUGAAUAUCAUCACGUGCAUUCCGGUAUGUAAAAAUAUAAUUUGUAAAAAUCACGAUUGAAUGAACAAAAUGGAUAUAUUGUCAAUCUUCCAAAGUUUAUGUCUAUCCACGAUUCACAUCUGAUAUUCUUGCUAUAGUAUAAUUUUCAUUUGUUUUUUCAUCCAUAAUUUUACAGUGAAAAUACUAUCUAAUGUUUAAUUUGUGAUGCUCUAGAUAAGCCGUUAAUUUAAUAUGCAAUACCAUUAAAUUUUUAACACGAUCGGAUUAAUGUAUAAUAUGUGAAAGUAUUUUUUCUUUACUUUUUUCUAGUUUCAUUAAUUGUACAGUGUAUAAAGGAUGUAGAGACUGAAGUUUCACAUCAGAUAGCAUAAUAUUGGAGGAUUAACAAAAGCGUAAAUUCAAUAUUGUCUUUAAGGACCAGUCUUUCCACAUUUAUUAACACUGAUCUUAUCACUCUGACUAUAUUAUAGCUAGUGUUACGAUCUAGGCAGAGACAUAUGAGAGAUUUAUUUUUCAAACGAAUGUCUUUUCCAAAGACGGAAUGAUUGGUCCUGCAAGUUGAAAAUAUAGAAUAAUAAAUAAUAAUAAGCAACUUUAAUUUUAUUAUAUGCUUUCUAUGAGAUAAAAAUUUCGAGUUAAAUUAAGUGAUCUUUUAUAAACAAAGAAAAGAAUAUUUCACUGCAAUCAAUAAUGAAUAAUAACACUAUUUUAAAAUUCUGAUAUAGUACAGAAUCUUUUCGGUAUCAAAUAUGUGAAAGUUAUAUUUGUGCCUAAAGCUGUAGAUUUAUUUAUAUGGAUAAAUUUUUAUAUUUAAAUUGGAGCAGGGAAAAGUGUAAGAGAAUUUUUUUACACUCUUCUUGUACAGUAGCAUAUGUAAAACAGCCUAUGUAAAAAUUAUACACUAUUUAUUGCAAUACAGAGCAUAAUAUGGAGAGCAUAUUAAAACUAAAGCAUCAAAGUUUUUGUAGAUAGUAGUGUACAACUGUAAAAAUUUUUCUUUUUUAUCAAGGCAGUCAUCCAUUUAUCUGUUUUAAAAUUAUCACAUUAAUAUUUUUACAUAACAAGUUGGUCAUUUUAUUGUGAUUCACAAUUUAUCUUUACUGCUAUAGACUAUGCAUAUGGUUUCUUUCCAAAUUCUUUUCUAUUUAUUCUCUCGUUACAUUCACUUUGCCAUAAUCGCAUCGUGCAAUCUUUCUAUAAAAGUACAUACUUUGUUACUUUAGCUUCUUUUGAAAUUAUAUACAGCUUGAUUCUAACAUUCGAAUGUCGAAAGAAGCAUGGAUACUUAAAUUGGUGAAUUCUCCAAAACCUGAGAAAUAGCCAGAAGAAUCUUUGUCACAAUUUCUCAGAAUUUGGAUGACCCAAAUAUAGCAAUGUAGAUUGCAAAUUCGUAUUUAGCGCGAUACUCAGCGUCUUGUAUAAUCUCCAAAUGUAAGUAAAGUAUCUCUCUAUAUGAAAUGUAAAACAAUUAUCACGGAAAUUGUUUGCAUAUUAUUAAAUUUAUGUUUGUUUCUCAGAACCGUAUAUGCGGACAACACAAUUCACUGAGUAUCUCGUUAAGAUUAAUCGAUAGAAUAGAAUACGUUUACGAACUUGUGUAUAAAGAACAGUAAGAUGACCAGAGAAAAGUAUAAAUUUCUUCUGAGAAGGGAGGGAAAUCGCGCGAAUAGCCAGAGAAAAAGUUUGUGCGAAAUUUUAAAUGUAAUAACAAUAUAUCCACGUAAGAAGAAAUGAACAAUAGAUAGUAAUACGAAACACGUUCGAUAGAUACAAGAGAUACACAUUAUUAUUGUAUCCCUCGCGAGUUUAGUGAAUGUCUCGGUUUAUCUUACAUAAUUAUUAACAGUCGCGCAAAUGUAUUAUAUUACUAGUUUCUUUCCAUAUUUCUUUUCACUUCGUCUUUGCUUCUUUCUUUUGUACGAUAUUUCACUACGGGCUAUCUGAAAUAUCACGUAGACGUCAUGUUUAUUGCGGAUCACUUCUAACGAAAACGCGUGAUCAUGAUUCAUGUUUCAUUUUGAAUGAAUUGUUAAACAUUUCACGAGGUGUGUGUGCGGCGAAUAUAUGCUGCGAAAAAUUAUAUAUAUAAAAUCGGAGAAAAAAAGAGAGAAAAGGAAACAAUAAUGUAAAUGAUUUUUUCGUUCUUUCUAAUAAAUGCAGCGUGUUACGGAGAGAUUUCGCAAGGCAUUUAUGUAAAUAGUUGAUGAUGGUGGAGGAGGAAAAGGAGAAGGAGAUACUUAGGGACCUGAGCCGACACACGCCCCCGUUUGAUCUGUUACGUCCUAGAGAAGUGGAUUACUCUGUGAACUCUGUAGAACGUAAUGAAGAUUAUUUAACGCGGCGGCGAUGUCACAGAGACCAGCACAGAGACUGCCGAUUAUUAUAAAGAUAUUAACAUGUAACAUUUGUAUCAUAAUAUCAUAAUAAAUACUAAUUAUAUCAUUAUAAGUAUAUGAAUGAGUGGCUGCUCGGAAUGCACGUGGUAUGAUUCAUUAUGCUGUAUCAUCAUUUUUUCUGUGUCACUGCGCUGCAUUUUUUAAUUUUUUAUGACGAUAGUUUUUAAUUAUGUAAAUUCGAAAUCCUGUCUCUUAUCAAUUCAUCGAAUCUUUUUGUCAGCGAGUUUUGUAUAAAAAAAUAUAUUACUUUACUUAUUGCGUCGUAUCUAGUGUCAAACGCGUGGCUUUAUCUUGAUUAUCAUUUCCCGUAUUUGCCUUGAACUGCUAUAUCUAUGUUGCAAGUAAGAAAGUCAAGGACGUUGCGUUUGUGCUGAAAUAAGAUUCUUUGCAAUUAUAAUUAUGUGAACAUGCGUUCUUUGUGUGCAUAUUAAAUGAUUACGUACAAUCUGAAAAGUGGCGACGACUCUAAUCCGACUUUUAAUAAUAAAUUUUAUCUCAUUACAAUGAAUCUGCGUGGUUAUUAUUCUAUGUAGAAAUCCCGGAGUGAAAUGUAGAAAUAUCUGUAUAACAAAUGUUCAAAAAUUAAAAAAAAAAAAAAAAA